UUGUCGCUGAACCGAACGAGAAGAAGCUCACUCACAGCGUCUUCUUCAUCGAACCUUCCCCCGUGCGCCUUCCGUCUCCCCUGAUUUAACCUUAGCCUCUGCAACUUUCGCCCCUCGCAACAUCGGCGUUGAGUGACACAGACCUUACGCCAAACACAGCCUUAAGGGAUUGUGCAUUUGUUUUGGGAAGUCGCCGAUCUCCCUGACUGAUGAGUGAGGCCGUUUUCUGUAUUUCGUUGGCCGUUCGUUCUCGGAUUCAUAUCCUCUCCAGCGCGGUGGUGCUGAGGAUCCCAAAAUAAACACAGCUACAUACAAAGCAACUCAACGAAGGAACUGAAUACAAGCAAGAGGUCGAUGAGUUUCGAGCACCCAUUUUUUCCAAGCAAAGACUUCAUGGAGGUGUUGAAUUUCAAACUUGCACUGUAUAAGUCAAGAUAGCGUGACUUUGAAUCACUGUUAUCGGAACAGAGAGUACAGGCAAGAGAGAGAGUUGUUGCUGGUCACUGCCAUUAUGUAAUGCAUCACUUACGGUUAGGAUUGGUGAAGCAUAAGGAACUACAACAGGAAGAGUGAGCAGUAUAAGCAGCAAAUAAAUGUAGGUUUUGAUUUUUGUUGCGAACCAGAACACAGGGGAAACUAAUCUCUAGGAGUAGCAGUGGUUAUGAAUCAUGAUGUUGACAAAGAUGUUGGUGGCAUCACGUUUUUAUGUAGGAUUAGCAGUUUUAGUCACUCUUGUCGCCAUCUUGCUACGGUUCUCCAUGAGGGCACCAAUAGUUCAGUCAAGGCUGUGGACUACUGAAGAGAUAGCUCUGUACAAUGGGACUAACGACAGGUUGCCCAUCGUCUUAGGGAUUUUGGGCUCUGUAUUUGAUGUGAGCAAGGGAAGAUCUCAUUAUGGUCCAGGAGGGGCUUACCACCACUUUGCUGGAAGAGAUGCAUCACGUGCAUUCAUUUCGGGGAACUUCACAGGGGAUGGGCUGACUGACUCACUGCAAGGUUUAUCAAGUGUUGAGGUGAAGGGUGUUGUGGACUGGCGGGAUUUCUACUUCAGAAGCUACACUUUUGUUGGUAAACUAGUGGGCCGUUACUAUGAUAACGAAGGGAGUCCCACGAAAUCAUUGAAGGGAGUGGAAGCCAAAGCUGCUCGAGGAGCUCAGCUUUUGGAGAAGCAAAAGGAGGAAGAAGCUAAACUUCCAAGUUGCAAUUCAAGGUGGAGUCAGCAUGAGGGAGGAGAAGUCUGGUGCACUGCAGGGUAUCCAAGACUAGUUCAGAGACCUCUAGAGAUUGCUUUAACAGGGAAAAUGAGUAAACGUUGUGUGUGCUUCAACGAAGAGGAGCUGGGUAAACCUGAACUGGAAAUCUAUGAGGGUUGUGAUCCUUUAUCUAAGGUUUGUAAAGUGAACUAAAGUCUGUUUUGACUCUUUUGAAGUAUAUGUUGUUUGUAUUCUCCAAAUUAUAAAAGCUAAGAGGAAACAAGAAUGAAGCCAAUUUACAUUCAUCUAGAA
This is a messenger RNA of Macadamia integrifolia, 1505 nucleotides long. RefSeq names its product membrane-associated progesterone-binding protein 4. The transcript has 4 exons. Gene Ontology annotation, cellular component: endomembrane system; membrane. The record is from RefSeq and is a predicted model, not a curated record. The coding region runs from base 669 to 1406 and encodes 245 amino acids. Lineage: Eukaryota; Viridiplantae; Streptophyta; Magnoliopsida; Proteales; Proteaceae.